AGCAGUAUAUAUAAUAAUCCAAAAUAUGCAUUAUAGUACACAAUAAUCCUACACGAAGUCGCAAGGAAACUGGAUUAGGAGAAUCUAGAAAGGUACAAGAACUUGUGCAUGAACUCUUGAUGUUAAUACAUUGGUAAAUUAACACAAUUAUUGGCUGAAGAGCUCAACUUAAUAUUUAUACGACGUUUUUAGUUCUAUUCAAUUAAAUGAACGCUACGCGAUCAUGCAGUCGCCUUUAUUAAGCUGCAUGAGUCCAGUAAAAUCAACAAGUGACGAAGGAGCGCCGACAUUUUCAGUGAAAUAUCUUGGCCAAGCAGAACUUGAAAAGCCUGGCUUGGACGAUAUGUGUACAUUUGUUCGAUCAAUAUGUGAGUCAGUUAAGAAGUCGAAACAAAAGGACGUUCUAAAAGGAGACUUUAUUCUUUCAAAUGAGAAUUGUUCUUUCACGUCCAGUGGACAUGAUAUCCACGACUCGACGCUGCUUUUCCGCACGCGACGGAUUCAAUUUUGUGGAGUGUACGAACUUAAUCCAAAGAUAUUUUUCUUUACUUAUCAGUUCGGUAAAACAGCUGAUGUACUUCAAUGUCAUGUUCUUAAGUGCAGAAAUAAGAAAGAAGCAAAACUAUUGGCCAAACAAGCUGGGAUAAUGUUUAAAGAUAUUGCAUUUUCAUUAAAUAGACGGCUAAGAGACACGCCAAAUUACAGGUCGCCGUUAUCAUCGCUUGGCUCACAGAGAAGCACCGCAUCGUCUUGUGGAGUAUAGGGAGUGUUUAGGAUAUUCUCAAAUGCCAAGCCGCAUUUCAAUAAUGAUGAUAAAAUCCACCUGUACCUAUGGUUUAGACUAACCUGUGGUUUGUUGGUAAUGAACGAUGCUGGAAAAUAUAAAUGAACAUAUAUAUACCAUACAUGCAUGGCAUCUUUGUUUUACUCUAUAUGUGUGUAUAUAUUUAUAUGUAUGAUAGUUUAUUAUAUUUUAUUUAUACCUAAUAACAA
Dendronephthya gigantea is the source of this 993-nucleotide messenger RNA. RefSeq lists its product as uncharacterized. The record is from RefSeq and is a predicted model, not a curated record. Bases 224 to 763 code for a protein of 179 amino acids. Gene Ontology annotation, biological process: regulation of cell population proliferation; negative regulation of insulin receptor signaling pathway; regulation of mitochondrial membrane potential. The transcript has a single exon. Lineage: Eukaryota; Metazoa; Cnidaria; Anthozoa; Malacalcyonacea; Nephtheidae.